Molecule: messenger RNA, 1502 nt
Organism: Sinocyclocheilus grahami
Lineage: Eukaryota; Metazoa; Chordata; Actinopteri; Cypriniformes; Cyprinidae
Product: nuclear transcription factor Y subunit alpha-like
Exons: 11
Coding region: 140-1378 (412 amino acids)
Biological process (GO): regulation of DNA-templated transcription
Cellular component (GO): CCAAT-binding factor complex
Molecular function (GO): DNA binding; DNA-binding transcription factor activity
Source: RefSeq, a predicted model, not a curated record
GCUACUGAGCGAGACGCGUCAUGUGAUUGGGCUCAGGCGCCACUAUCGGAGCCAAUCAGAGGUGCAUCGGGCGGCGGCGCAGACGACUUCAGUUCCGUGCUGAUCACAUUACCCAUAACCCCCAGCAGUCACGGCAAACAUGGAGCAGUACACCACCACCACGACAGCUAGUGGAGAGCAGAUUGUGUUGCAGGCCAGCAGCGGACAGAUCCAACAACAGGGCACAGUGACUGCGGUGCAGUUGCAGACUGAGCCUCAGGUAGGCCAGACUGCGGCCCAGCAGGUCCUUCAGGUUCAAGGGCAGCCUCUUAUGGUUCAAGUCAGCGGGGGUCAGCUCAUCACUUCUUCUGGGCAGCCCAUAAUGGUGCAGGCCAUGACAGGAGGACAUGGUCAAACCUUCAUGCAAGUACCAGUAUCUGGUACACAGGGGUUGCAGCAGAUUCAGCUGGUACAACCCAGUCAAAUCCAGCUUCCCGGUGGACAGACUUUACAGCUACAGGGUCAGCAGGGACAGACCCAACAAAUCAUCAUUCAACAGCCACAGACUGCCGUCACUGCAGGACAGAACCAGGGUCAGCAGCAAAUCACUCUGCAGGGUCAGCAGUUAGCACAAACUGCUGAAGGACAGACCAUCGUUUACCAGCCUGUUAAUGCGGACGGGACCAUCCUACAGCAGGGAAUGAUCACUAUUCCAGCUGCAUCUUUAGCAGGAGCUCAGUUAGUCUCAGCUGGAUCCAACACAAACACCACCAACACGGGUCAGGGCACAGUGACGGUCACUCUUCCCAUGGCAGGAAACAUGGUCAAUGCUGGAGGAAUGGUCAUGAUGGUCCCAGGGGCUGGCGGGUCGGUUCCCACCAUGCAGCGCAUUCCUCUUCCUGGAGCAGAGAUGCUGGAAGAGGAACCUCUGUACGUCAACGCUAAACAGUAUCACAGGAUCCUCAAGAGAAGACAAGCCCGUGCCAAACUAGAAGCUGAGGGCAAAAUACCCAAAGAGAGAAGAAAAUACCUGCAUGAGUCCCGUCAUCGUCACGCCAUGGCCAGAAAGCGCGGAGACGGUGGACGCUUCUUCUCUCCGAAGGAAAAGGAAGAAAUGGCCAUGCAGGCCCUUAAGAAAUCUGAGCAGGAUCAAUCUGAAGAGGACACAGUGGGCCACAUGAUUCAGGACUGUUUCCAGCUGCGUCUUCCACGUCUGUUGUUCCUCAUCGUCCUCUCCAUCCCCUGCAUCCCUCAGGUCGAUCUCAGUUUCCCUUGCGUCCAUACUCCGCGUCAUGGUGCCCGUCAUCAAUAUAAAGGUUGUAAGGUCAUAAAGCGGCUCAUCAACAGCAUCAAAACAUGCAUAAACCGUUUCACACACUCUCACACAUAUAAACUGUGAAUGGAGAGCUGGAGUGCUGUCUUGAAGCUGAAACGGAUAUGGGAUAUAUUAGGAAAGUGACCGUGCCCUAACAGGCAUUCCCAAACAGGCCCCUAUGGGAAGAUACCAGCCCCCACUGAUGCAU